Messenger RNA from Arabis nemorensis, 1263 nucleotides. The record is from the annotation of a GenBank genome assembly. Lineage: Eukaryota; Viridiplantae; Streptophyta; Magnoliopsida; Brassicales; Brassicaceae.
AUGGAUGGUGCGGCGCAUUUUAGCAAGGAGAGGGUUUUCAGAGGGUUUCUGGUUUGGUUUUGCUUCUGGGGUUUGCUCUCUCUAACAUGCGCUGGGAGUCUCACUGUUUCAAGGCAGAAUUUCGAAGUGCAAAAACACUUGAAACGAUUGAACAAACCAGCUUUUAAGAGCAUUCAGAGUCCAGAUGGUGACAUAAUAGACUGUGUUCACAUAUCUAAGCAACCAGCUUUUGAUCAUCCUUUCCUCAAAGAUCACAAGAUUCAGAUGGAGCCUAGUUACAUCCCAGAACGGCUUUUUGAUGAGAACAAAGUGUCUGAGAAACCAAAAGAGAGAGUCAAUCCAGUAACUCAGUUAUGGCACAAAUAUGGAGUGUGUUCUGAAGGAACAAUACCUGUGAGGAGGACAAAGAAAGAGGAUGUUUUGAGGGCGAGUUCUGUUAAACGUUACGGUAAGAAGAAGCACCGUACCGUUCCUCAGCCGCGAUCUGCUGAUCCUGAUCUCAUCAACCAAAGUGGUCAUCAGCACGCUAUAACUUAUGUGGAAGGAGGCAAGUUUUACGGGGCUAAAGCGACAAUAAAUGUAUGGGAACCCAAAGUACAAAGCCCGAAUGAGUUUAGUUUGUCUCAGCUAUGGAUUCUUGGAGGUGCUUUUGGUCAAGACCUCAAUAGCAUUGAAGCUGGUUGGCAGGUUAGUCCGGAUUUAUAUGGCGAUAACAACACAAGGCUUUUCACAUACUGGACGAGUGAUGCUUAUCAAGCUACUGGCUGCUACAAUCUCCUUUGUUCGGGUUUUAUACAAAUCAACAGUCAAAUAGCAAUGGGAGCCAGUAUUUCUCCAGUAUCUGGCUUUCAUAACCCGCAAUACGAUAUCAGUAUUACCAUUUGGAAGGAUCGGAAUGAAGGGCACUGGUGGAUGCAGUUUGGGGACGGGUAUGUGUUGGGAUACUGGCCAAGCUUUCUAUUCUCAUACUUAGCGGAUAGUGCAUCGAUAGUAGAAUGGGGUGGAGAAGUAGUGAACAUGGAAGAAGAUGGUCACCACACGACCACACAAAUGGGAAGCGGUCAAUUUCCAGAUGAAGGGUUCACGAAAGCUAGUUACUUUCGGAACAUUCAAGUCGUUGAUAGCUCUAAUAACCUGAGAGAACCAAAAGGGCUCAACACUUUCACGGAGAAAUCGAAUUGCUAUGAUGUUAAGGUUGGUAAGAAUGACGAUUGGGGACAUUUUUUUUACUUUGGAGGUCCUGGAAGAAAUGCUAAUUUGUGA